This is a messenger RNA of Cottoperca gobio, 1127 nucleotides long. It is a transcript of the gene ufsp1, whose product is annotated as UFM1-specific peptidase 1. The record is from RefSeq and is a predicted model, not a curated record. Gene Ontology annotation, molecular function: deUFMylase activity. Bases 154 to 900 code for a protein of 248 amino acids. NCBI's taxonomy places the organism in Eukaryota, Metazoa, Chordata, Actinopteri, Perciformes, Bovichtidae. The transcript has a single exon.
AGUAUUAUCGCAAGUGCAGGGAUGGGACAGUGAUUGCAGUUACACCAGACGACUUCCGGAUGAAUAGCCCAUGUUAUGAUUAGCUGUUAACAUUUUGAAUUCAAAUGCACUACGUUAAAAGUGUAGGCUACUCGGGAGAGACAAACUGUAAAAAUGGAUGAAAAGGAUGUGGCGGCGAAAGCUGAGGGGAUUGACUGGGGAGGAGGAGGAGUUGAAGAGGGGAAUAUUAUGAAGAAGACCAAAUUAUUAUCUAUGAGUGUCCACACCGGUCUUCCUAAUCCAUUUACAGAUCCUGUGAAAUGUUCUCUGAUAAAAGGAGACUAUCUCUACUUUCAUUAUGGCUGUGAUGGACAAGAUGACAGAGGCUGGGGAUGUGGCUAUCGCACCAUUCAGACAAUGGCUUCCUGGCUUUGUCAUAACUGCUUUCCUAAGGACACACACAAACCUCCACCAAGCCUCCCAGAAAUCCAGCAAGCAUUGGUCACCAUGGAGGACAAACCAGGCUCGUUCUCGUACUCCAGGGAGUGGAUAGGAACAUUUGAAGCCUCCUUGAUUCUUGACUAUUUCUAUGAUGUCUCCUGUAGGUUGGUACAUGUUAGAAGUGGAGGGGCAGAGCUGGAGCAUGUUGCAGUGGAAGAGCUUCAUCAACACUUUGAGAAACAUGGAUCUCCGGUCAUGAUGGGAGGAGACAGGGACAACUCUUCUAAGGGGAUAUUAGGGGUGUGCACUGGGGACACGGGGAGCUACUUGCUAGUCGUUGAUCCUCACUACUAUGGCUGUCAGCUGGAGAAAAUAGCGCUGCAGAGUCGGGGGUGGGUGGCGUGGAAAAGAGUGUCAUCUCUGGAUCAGUCUUCAUUUUAUAAUCUGUGUAUGCCUCAGACUGCCAACAAAGGAAUAUAAACUAAGCGACAGACAUACAAAUGAAUUGUUAUUUGUGAGGAUGGACCAUUGAAAGUGACUUAUUAGGACAGACUGUACUGCAUUUUGAGCAUUUAUUAUUUAAAAUGAGCAGUAGUGCCACCUGGUGGACGAAAUGCAUAUUUACAACGUAUUUGAAGAACAAACUAAUGAUACAACUUGAUGAUCAAUAUCUUCAUCUCUCAAUUAAAGUUGUGUUGAAUCUCAAA